This is a messenger RNA of Pestalotiopsis fici W106-1, 1512 nucleotides long. RefSeq lists its product as uncharacterized. Gene Ontology annotation, molecular function: phosphatidate phosphatase activity. NCBI's taxonomy places the organism in Eukaryota, Fungi, Ascomycota, Sordariomycetes, Amphisphaeriales, Sporocadaceae. Gene Ontology annotation, cellular component: actin cortical patch. The coding region runs from base 1 to 1512 and encodes 503 amino acids. The transcript is spliced from 6 exons. The record is from RefSeq and is a predicted model, not a curated record.
AUGUCGUACAAAAGGGGAAUCGUCGCAUCAUGGCUAUUUGCGACUGUAGCAGUUGCCGCGCCUGCUCCAGAGCCUGUGCCUCAUCCUAUGAUCACUCCCGCUCCGGUCCUACGACGCGACUAUCAGCGACGAGACUUUGACCCGGCCUCGUACGUAGACAGCGUGAUUAGUGGCAUUGGCAGCGACGUGUCUUCAUACGUUGCGUCCGGCAUUCCGCAGUACUUUCAAGACUUGCCUGUGGGUGAUUCAGUGGAGAGUUCUCUUUCGAUCAACGACGAUGAUCUGAAAGCCACGCCUACCCAAGUGCUCAACAUACCGGGCUACGCCAACUGGACAGAACAAGGUUGGAAUGUCCGCGUCCAUGGCAACGUAUUCAAGCAGCCCAAUAUAACGCAAGAAAAGGUGGACGAUCUUGCCAACGUUUUCCUAAUCGAUACGGAUAUCGACAGCCUGCCAGCGGAUCAGCAAGCACAGGCAAGGAACCUGACCAGGGAAAUCUUUGUGGUGCAGCAAAAGGAUGUGAACGUUACCAUCAAUUUUGUCAAUGAUGUGACGGUUGAGCCAGAUGCCAGCGGUGGUGUCAUUAAUGCGGAAGGAGGUGCACAGAGCAUUCAAUUGCCUUACCCGACGACCGAUGAGGGUGACUUUGAUACCUUUGUUGUGCUGGCCAACACCACUGGCCCCAAUGGAGGCUAUAUGAUUGCUGGUAACGCGACCGAUUCGAUUCAGUCUCUCAACAUGUACGCAAAUGGGACUGAUACCGGCAAUGCUACGGCAUACCUGGUUCCUCCCAAUGGCCUGACCAUAAUCUCCGAUAUCGACGAUAUUCUACGAAUAACCAAGAUUUAUGAUCCCAAGGAAGGCUUGCUCAACUCAUUCGCCAGGCCAUUCACUCAAUGGGAGAACAUGCCAGAAAUCUACGCCAACUGGAGUGCUUCGAUACCAAACUUCCACUUCCAUUACCUUACAACAACACCAGAGCAAGUCACAAGGAAUUACAUGGAAUUCAUUUACAAGACCUACCCGCUCGGAUCAUUUGAUACACGCCCUCUCAACUUUUCAGAUGUGUCCGCAACUCUUCAAAUCCGGCGUUUCUUGCUGGAUAAGAUCUUCCAGACGUUCCCCGACCGCAAGUUUGUCUUGAUGGGUGACACGACCAACUCUGAUGUCAUGAAAGCCUAUCCAGCACUGGCCAAGGACUAUCCAGGACAAGUGCAGUGCAUCUUUUUGCGCAACACUUCUGCUACUGAUUCAACAGACCUUUUCCCCUACGACACAUCAGGCUUUGAAGGCCUGAACCAGACUCAGUACAUGUUCUUUCUUCACGCGAAUGAUUUGACCAAUUUGGACAUUGUCGGCGGCAACUGCUAUAACUCGACGAUUCCUCAAAACGUCACUUUUGGCUACCAAGGUUAUGGAUUUGGCAAUGCCGCGACUUCUCUCGGCUUUGGCGGAAGCUCAGCCAUUGCUCUUGCCACGUUUUGGUUUGCCGUCUCCCUACUCUUGAUAUAA